This is a messenger RNA of Kickxella alabastrina, 2355 nucleotides long. RefSeq lists its product as uncharacterized. Gene Ontology annotation, molecular function: actin filament binding. The transcript has 4 exons. The coding region runs from base 117 to 2237 and encodes 706 amino acids. The record is from RefSeq and is a predicted model, not a curated record. Gene Ontology annotation, biological process: regulation of actin filament polymerization. Lineage: Eukaryota; Fungi; Kickxellomycota; Kickxellomycetes; Kickxellales; Kickxellaceae. Gene Ontology annotation, cellular component: plasma membrane; cortical actin cytoskeleton; site of polarized growth.
UGUCUUUUUCCUUUGCUUCAUUCAAAUUUCACAUUUAUUAUUCUGCAAUACAUCAGCACAAAAUCAACGCUAAAAAGCAAGCACCGUCUAUUUAUUAUUCAUUUUCUAUUAAGACCAUGUCCAACAGCGUGGAUCUUUCCGCUCACGCCAGCGAAAUAACAUCCGCACACCAGCGUAUUCUCAACAACGACCCGUCAACAUCGUGGGCCAUCUUUGGCACCGCGCUUAACGUUGAAUCCCAGGGCUCAGGCGGUCUAGAAGAUCUCAGCGAUGAAUUGAUGCCGGCAAGUUCACAAGUGGGUCAGGUGCAAGGCAUGCUUAGCGGCUCGCACGUCACCAUUAAUGCUCGGUCCGAGGAGGACGUGGAUGCCAAGGAGAUUAUGGAUAAGGUGGGCAGGAGCUCAGGUGCCCAAUACUCGUAUCAUACAAGCCCAAGGUUGCGCGCCUGUGAUUCGGCGAAGCCCGCAUUUGGUGCUGGCGCCGCAGCGUUCAAGAAGGGCGCUACUUAUGGCGCGCCGGCUGUGUCCAAGGCCCGCAUGGAAUGCUCCUUUCCAGCUUCGACUCCGGCUCCAGCGCUACAAGUACCAGCAACCCCGUACAAGCCACCAUUUGCAGCUUCCUCGGCUUCUAAGCCCAAUGUACUUCCAAAGCCUGCCACAGCCGCGUCGUCGCUUGGAGGCACUAAGCCGCUGUUUGGUGGCGGCAGUGGCAGUGGGGCAUACUCUGGGCGCCCGGUCUCCUCAUUCUUUGGUGCCCGCAGCCCGAACACUGCCUCCACCCACCGGUCUCCGCGUCCCUCGCCGCCGGCAUCCCCAAUCGUAGAGCCCACGCGUUCGAGGUUGUCCCCGCCCCCCUCCUACAAGUCCCAACAGAGCGAGCGGCACGCUGAGUUGGAAGCACUUCGGCGAGGCUCUCGCGGUCCCUCUCCGACCGGAAGUCACGGUGGGUCACGGCCAUCCACGCCUUCCCGCUUCAGCUCUCUUGCAUCAAAUGAGCCUUCGUCGCUGUUUUCGCAGGCGGACCAGACAAAGAACGAGUUGGAGAUGCUGCGCAGCCGCCGUUUGUUGAAUUCUAGCUUGGGUGCGUCAUCGUCGGGCGUUUCCUCGAGUGUUGCGGAUGAGAGAAGGGCAGAACUGGAUGCUGUGAGAAGGGCCCGCAGUGGGUCGCAAACUUCCGAGAAACAGUAUCAGCAGCAGCAAGCGGCACCACCGACUCAUUCAUGGAAACAAAACCAGGAUGAUGAUCAGCUCAGACGUCAGCAACAACAACAAGAGGAAGAGCGUAAACGUCAGCAACAGCAGCAAGAGGAAGAGCGUAAACGUCAGCAGCAGCAGGAUGAGCAACGGAAGCGCCAACAGCAGCAAAAAGAAGAAGAGAACCGCUGCAAGCAGCUGGAGGAAGAGGACCACCGCAAGAAGCAGGAACAGCAGCAGCAGAAGUCUUCUCGCGGCCAGAGAGCCCGGGCGGUGUACGACUACGAGGCAGAGGCUGAGGAUGAGCUGCCGUUCAAGGAGGGCGAAAUCCUUUAUAAUGUCGAUCAGCUGGACCCGGGAUGGUGGGCUGCAGAGACAGAGGAUGGUUUGAGGCAGGGCGUGUUCCCGGCAAACUUUGUCGAGUUAAUUGAGGACGACAAUGUGAAUGUGCAGCCGAUGAGCGCACCUGGUUUGCCUCACAAGACUCCGGCCGCACCCGCUCCCCCGCCAAUGGCACCCGCUCCCCCGCCAAUGGCACCCGCUCCCCCGCCAAUGGCACCCGCUCCACCGCCAAUGGCUCCUCCAGCACCGCCAUUGCCAAUGUCUUUUGCUGCCCCACCAAUGGCACCAACUCCCCCGCCAAUGGCCCCAAUGGCCGCUCCCCCAAUGGUACCUCUUCUGCCUCCUCGCGGACCACCAGCUGCUCCGCCGAUGGCUGCUCCCAUGCUCCCUCCGCGCAACGCCCCUCCAGCCGCACCGCCUGCACCUCCUGCUGCACCUUCCGCUCCUGUUUUGCCUCCUCGCGGCGGGCCUGCGCCUCCUCCUCCACCACCGCCACCAGCUGCACAGAAGCAGAAAGACCUCGGCGAGCACUACGCCACUGCUGUAUACGACUACGACGCGGCCGAGGAUGGCGAGCUCACGUUCAAAGAGGGCGAGCAAAUCACGCAUAUCGAGUUCCCAUCCGAUGAGUGGUGGGAGGGUUACAACUCCAAGAGCGAGUACGGCCUGUUCCCGGCCAACUAUGUCGAGCUUGAGAAGUAACUGACUCUUGAUCACAAUUAUAAUUGCGCACAAUUAUAGUUUAUAUAUAUCUUGUUUGUGAUCAGCCUGUUACCAUGGGAUUGAAACAUUCGUUACUAAAUAAAAUGAAAUUAGUCAA